AUGGGUUACAAGGCCUGUGUCGUGUCCAACUUCGAGCAGAGCCUUGCCGACAUGGCGCAACGCCUUCAAAGCCUCACCGUUUCGGCUGCGGAAAAAGAUUCGGAAUUGCGAGAGCUUCGGCAAAUAAUCGAAUCCAUGUGUCAAGAGGGCAUCACCGCCUCCGUGACUUCCCCUUCUUUGCGCGACGAAGGGGCCGAGUCGGGACUGCGCAACCCCGCCUCGAAGCACAACGACGGCAGCGCGAUUCCCGCAGUCCCAAGGUCUGCGACCCGAAAAGGCGGCUGGCUGCGAAGUUCAUUCGAUAGAGCUUUUCGAAGGCGUGGAUCCCAGUCAUCGCUGACAGGCGACACUAACCAAGGCGACAGCCAUUAUGGAAGCCAAAGCAAGCUGCCUCCACCCCCGAUAUCUGCUUGGAACACGCCAGAGCAUCGACCGUCUCAUCGCGGAGCUGGAAGUUGGGGCGGCGAAAACGCUGGCAACCUGAUGCUGGUUGACUUUAGUUACCUCCCUUCGUUCAGUCGCCAGCUUAGAUGUCUACGCAAGAACUUUGUUCGCGCCUCCUCCGUUUCAGGCGACGUCGGCAGGUCACCGGAGCACCAGGCACCGCGCCCCGUCAACAGGCAAGUUCCGCUGAGGGUCUCUUCGCGAAUAACACCACCACCUCCACCACCUCACUUUUGA
Messenger RNA from Mesocestoides corti, 681 nucleotides. The record is from the annotation of a GenBank genome assembly. Lineage: Eukaryota; Metazoa; Platyhelminthes; Cestoda; Cyclophyllidea; Mesocestoididae.